Salvelinus fontinalis (brook trout) is the source of this 873-nucleotide messenger RNA. RefSeq names its product L-rhamnose-binding lectin CSL2-like. NCBI's taxonomy places the organism in Eukaryota, Metazoa, Chordata, Actinopteri, Salmoniformes, Salmonidae. Gene Ontology annotation, molecular function: carbohydrate binding. The record is from RefSeq and is a predicted model, not a curated record. The transcript is spliced from 8 exons. The coding region runs from base 146 to 802 and encodes 218 amino acids.
CCUGGUUGAUGCUUUGCAAACAAGGAUCUGUUCUUGAGAAGUAUCAAUAAAUGUUAAAGGUGUAUAUGUCCAGGUGACCUUCUGUAACAUCUUACCUGUUACUACUACAACUGAACCAGCUACUACCACACCUGUACCCAGCAUCAUGCGCCUUGUAAGACUGAUUGCGUUCACCUUGCUGGCUGCAGUUUGCUGUACACUACCAGCUGCAGCGACUAGAGUGGUUACCUGUGACUAUGGAGAAAACGUCCAGUUCCUGAUCUGUGAUUCUGGAGUGAUCUUCAUUGAGAGAGCUCUGUAUGGACGGACUGACGGAACCACCUGCAGAGAAGGACAACCUGCCAAUCAGCUGACCAACACACAGUGUUCACAGACAGGCACCCUGGAGGUCCUCUCACAGAGGUGCAAUGGGAAACAGGUGUGUGAAGUGAACACUGAAGUCUUCCGUACUUCUGACCCCUGUUUUGGAAUCUACAAAUACCUGGAAACCACCUACACCUGCAUCCUAGCAACACGCAGAAUCACGUGUGAAGGCUCUGAUGUUUUACUAGAAUGUGAUGAAGGUACGAUCCAGAUCCACAGUGCUAACUAUGGCCGCCGUGACCAGCUAGUGUGUUCCUUUAAUCGGCCCGCUAACCAACUAGCCAACACCAACUGUCUCAGCCAAUCCACAACUGCCAGUAAGGUGGCAAAGAGGUGUAAUGGGAAGAGCCAGUGUGACGUCCCGGCGUCCAGUUCUCUGUAUGGGGAUCCCUGUGUAGGAACCUACAAGUACCUGGAUGUGGCUUACACCUGUGGUUAAACGUGAGGCACACACACGAACGCACUCACAUGACUGGGAAGUAGAAUACUGGGGUUGACCGUUUUUUGUUU